Molecule: messenger RNA, 1934 nt
Organism: Archocentrus centrarchus (flier cichlid)
Lineage: Eukaryota; Metazoa; Chordata; Actinopteri; Cichliformes; Cichlidae
Gene: syt16
Product: synaptotagmin XVI
Exons: 6
Molecular function (GO): phospholipid binding
Source: RefSeq, a predicted model, not a curated record
UUUGUGUGGUCUGAUCAGUGUGUCAUUGUGUGUCCCCUCUCCCUCUCCCUGCUCCUGCCAGUCACCCCAGAGGCCAUCGGCUUCCUGUCGGCGGUGGGUGUCUUUAUCGUGGCAUUGGCCUUCCUCUUCCUCUUCAUCAACAAGAAGCUGUGCUUCUCGCGUGUCGGCGGGCUCCCCUGCCUGGAGCUACAUAGCCGUCGCAAGAAAGGACGAGCUGGAAUCCGCCAGGGCCUCGUGAACAGCUAUGGCGACGAUGACGAUGAUGCCUCCAGCACCUCGGACAGCGAGGACGAAGUCCUGAGGCAGUUUGAGAUGUCGGUGUCACGUUCACAGAAUUUUCGCACUGCGGCGGCUAACAUCAGUGAACAGCAGCCCCAGCAGACUCAUUUGUCAUUGGGUCGACGACACAAAUUUACACGACUGUCAGACCAGGAGGAGGGUAGCACUGAGCCGUCAGACUGUGAAGAAACGGCAGCUCAGAGCCAACAGUGUUUCCAAGAUCCCCUCUCUGCAGUGGUAGAAGAAAAAGAAAGGGCAUCCACGCUGUCUUUGGACACACCUGCUGGAGACCAUCCACUGGCCUCCAGGGACUGUCCCACCAUGAGUAUGGACCAGCACUCUACAGAGGCGGUGGAUCAUGACAAAAAUGAGGUCAUAGAAAGCUCCUCUACCUGGAUCCCAGAGCAAGAGCCGCCUCCUCACGGCGAGGUCUCGUCUCAGCCGGUCUGUUCUUCCCCUCGAACUCCCAUCUCCAAGUGUGGCGAUCUGGUCCUCUCGGUGGAGUACCGACCUGACACUGAAAAACUGCUGGUCUCUGUGAUUGCGGCUCGAGAUAUUCCCGACAAGGCUCGCAGUGGGAUGAGCGCCUGGCAAGUGCACAUGGUCCUGCUGCCAUCCAAGAAGCAGCGGCACAAGACAUCUGUGCAGAAAGGCUCAGUACCACAGUUCAACGAGACGUUUCGCUUCUCGCGCCUGGAGCCGUCUGACCUUCACAUGUCGGCCAUCAGGUUCAGGCUGUAUGCGCUGGGUAGCAGGAUAUCUCGUGAGCGAAUGAUGGGGGAGAAAGUGCUGCGUUUACGAGGACUCAACCCAAAUGGGGGGACGAUGGAAACAACACUAGUCAUGGAACCUCGAAGUAACCUGAAGAGUGUCGACUCCCAGCUCAGUCUGUCUGCUGUGAGUCAAAGCGACAGCGCCUCAUCAACUCAGUCUCUGACCCACGGUGGCGUUCCUGAACUGCUGGUGGGUCUCUCCUAUAAUGCCACAACGGGACGCAUGUCUGUGGAGCUCAUCAAGGGCAGCCACUUCAGAAACCUAGCCAUGAACAGGCCACCAGACACCUACGGGCGACUCACUCUGCUGAACUCAGUUGGUCAGGAGAUCUGUCGGACUAAGACGUCAGUACGCCGUGGUCAGCCCAACCCCGUCUACAAGGAGACAUUUAUCUUCCAGGUUGCUCUGUUCCAGCUGUCAGAUGUCACUCUGCUGAUCUCGAUCUACAACCGGCGCAGCAUGAAGCGCAAGGAGAUGGUGGGUUGGAUCGCUCUGGGCCAGAACAGCAGUGGCGAUGAAGAGCUGCUUCACUGGCAGGACAUGAGGGAAGGUCGAGGACAGCAGGUCUGCCGCUGGCACAUCCUGCUGGAGGCGUAAAAUAACUGUCGGGCAGGACUUUUACUUUUUUUUUUUCUUGUUUUUAAAGGUGGGCAGGUUUUAAUUUGUAGGAGCAUUUUGGGAAAAGAAAAGAUGAGUCCUGAUUUUAAAGAGUGGAGUAUUCUGAUUAAGGUUUCAAGCCUCAGUGAUUCACGCAAUUUUUACAUUCAUCUGAACCUUGAAAAACAUGCGACCCAGCUGGUUAGUUUGUGUCAGCACGAAGCACAGCCUGAAGGCUCUUCAGUCUUCAGGCUGUAAUGGGUUUUAAAACUUUAAAUUGAUGA